AUGCACUUCUCCAGUUCCUCACUGGGAUGUCGGGACACAGCGCCCUCGCCGCGUCGUGGCGCCAUGAGACAGACUGCUGCGAGUGGGAAGGCAUCAUUUGCAAUGAGCAUGGGGCCAUCACGGAGGUCUCCCUGGCAUCUAGAGGACUCGAAGGGAGCAUCUCGCCGUGCCUUUGCCGACCUCACCAGCAUGCGGCGUGUCAACCUUUCGCACAACUCCUUCUCCAGUGGCCUUCCGAUGGAGCUCAUGUCCUCCGGAAGCAUCAUUGUCCUUGAUAUCAGCUUCAACCGUCUCAACGGACUGCUGCCUGAGGUGCCAUAUUUGUUUACCACCGAGCGGCCUCUGCAGGUACUCAACGUCUCAAGCAACCAGUUCAGCUCAGAAUUUCCAUCAGCCACAUGGAAGGUGAUGAAGAAUCUGAUCGCGCUCAACGCCAGCAAUAACAGCUUCACUGGGCACAUGCCGUCUUCUCUUUGCAUUGGCUCGCCAUCUUUGGCUUUGCUUGACCUCUGUCACAACCAAUUGAGUGGCAACAUUCCGAACACACUGGGUAAUUGCUCCAAGCUCAAAGUGCUCAAGGCUGGCAACAACCACCUAAGUGGGAUUCUCCCUGUUGAAAUCUUCCACGCAACCUCGCUGGAGUACCUCUCCUUCCCCAACAAUGGUUUGCAAGGAGAACUUGACGGAGCACACAUGGUCAAACUCAGUAAUCUAGCAACUCUUGACCUAGGAGGGAACCAGAUCAGUGGCAACAUCCCAGUCAAUAUAGAUCACUUCAAGAGGCUGGAGGAGCUACAUUUGGGUAGCAAUAACAUGUCUGGGGAGCUGCCAUCAUCUCUGGGCAACUGUACAAAUCUCAAAACCAUCGAUCUGAAGAUCAAUAACUUCAGUGGAGGGAAAGGUAAACUUCUCCGCCCUGCAGAAUCUAAGAAGUUUAGAUCUCAGGAGGAAUAA
Messenger RNA from Triticum turgidum subsp. durum (durum wheat), 954 nucleotides. The record is from the annotation of a GenBank genome assembly. NCBI's taxonomy places the organism in Eukaryota, Viridiplantae, Streptophyta, Magnoliopsida, Poales, Poaceae.